This is a messenger RNA of Neoarthrinium moseri, 1497 nucleotides long. RefSeq lists its product as uncharacterized. Gene Ontology annotation, biological process: positive regulation of transcription by RNA polymerase II. Bases 1 to 1497 code for a protein of 498 amino acids. NCBI's taxonomy places the organism in Eukaryota, Fungi, Ascomycota, Sordariomycetes, Amphisphaeriales, Apiosporaceae. The record is from RefSeq and is a predicted model, not a curated record. Gene Ontology annotation, cellular component: nucleus. The transcript has 3 exons. Gene Ontology annotation, molecular function: transcription cis-regulatory region binding; DNA-binding transcription factor activity, RNA polymerase II-specific; zinc ion binding.
AUGGAGCGCAGCACUGGUGGGUGCUGGACGUGCAAAAUCCGCCAUCGGAAAUGCGACGAGACUCGGCCCAACUGUAGGGAGUGUGGAGAUCGGCAGAUCUCUUGCCAUGGCUAUGGGUCGAGGCCGGAAUGGCUAGAUGAUGGACCGCGGCUGCAAGCCGAGUUGGCUCGCAUCAAGCGAAGCGUGCGAUUCAAUGUUUCCCGCAAGAGACACGCCCGUGGCACUGCUUCUGCAAGUCCUCCCGAUACUGUCGCUCAUGAUCAUACCCCUGCCCAUCGAUCAAGGGUAGACGGGGAGCAAGAACAAGUGGAGCUGCCCUCCCUUCCCCAUACCGGGUUUACUCUGCGCGAAUCACAACUCCUUAUACACUACCUCGAUUACAUCUUCCCUAAACAGUUUCCAUACUACCAAGAUCAGCCUGAGCUGGGCGGCCGGGGAUGGCUGCUCUGGUUGGCGAUGCGAAACGGCCCGAUGUAUCAGUCAAUCCUAUCGCUGGCAGCGCUGCAUCAGUUCAUGCUGCUGGGCUCUGAUAAGCAGAAUGCGGAAUUGCAGCUCAUUGAGUACCAUACGGGCGCCCUGCGGGCUCUGCGAGAAUUUCUUGGUAAUUACGCGAGCGACGGCCAUGACAGCAAGGAACAACUGGCCGAGUUCAUUGGCUCUGGACUAUUCCUCAUCAGCUUUGAGGUUUUCCGAGGCGGUAUAGAUAACUGGCAGUCACAUUUAACUGCGAUUUCUGCCGUAGCCACGAAAACAGCCCAAGUGUCGCUGGCGGCUGCUUCGAGUUCUGAUGAUGACGGCUUGAUGCACGUUUUCAAGUUCCAGUUUGCCAACCUCCUCUGGUUCGAUAUCUUGGGUAGCUCGUCCCGGGGUACAAGUCCGAUCAUCCCAUAUAAUGACUGGACCAGUAACCUGGGGGUUCAAACAUCCACGAUUAUGGGCUGCCACAGCUGGAUCAUGAAUACUAUCGGCGAUCUUGCGUGCCUUGGUUCAAGGCAAGACACGCAGGUCCUCGAUGAUGCCAUUGAACUUGAGAAGAAGCUGGAAACCAUUCUUGCCGGUUUAGUGGAGGACGAAGAGGAUCGGACACAGCCAGUAACUCCCAUGAUUACAGCAGUGUCCCGGGUUUUUGCCAGCGCAGCUCUGGUAGAGCUUCAUGUAAUCUGUCCAAGCCUACACACUGCGACAUCGCGAACUUCUCUCCGGGAAAAGAUUGCGCAGGUCAUUGAAGCCAUUCGCAGCGUCCCAGAGCCAGUAUCAUCACGCGGUUUCCCUUGGUCACUCUGUGUAGCGGGAGCUCCGGCGGAGGAAGACCAGCAACCCUUUUUCGAAGAUAUGCUCACCAGUGCUUCGAACGGCGCGCUACCGGGAUUUACCAACUGUGAUACGGCGCUUAGGAUCUUGAAAGAGUGCUGGAGGCUUCGCAAGACAUUCCCCGAAGAGCGCUGGACUUGGAGGGCCGCGAUGAAGUCACUUGAAAUAUGUGCUCUGCUUGUGUAA